This is a messenger RNA of Rangifer tarandus platyrhynchus (Svalbard reindeer), 315 nucleotides long. The record is from the annotation of a GenBank genome assembly. NCBI's taxonomy places the organism in Eukaryota, Metazoa, Chordata, Mammalia, Artiodactyla, Cervidae.
AUGAAAACCUCACUAGAUAUUAAAACUAAGAUAAACAUGUGUGGUGUUCAAAACCACAUUUCUAAGAUGGGAAGCUUUGGUGGUGAGAAGAUGCAUGUCUGCAUUUCAGGAGAAAAUAUGUCUUAUGCCCCUCCCAGGGACAAAGAAAUCCAGACAGGAAGUCAUAGUGAAAGGUAUCCAAAGAGGGCAAGACAUGUAAAGACAACUGAUGAUACUCAACAAGAAGAGACUGAAUGGCUGUCUUCACCAAGCCAACUCCAAUUCUCUUAUUUAGACGAUCACUUGAAAGACAAGAGUUCUGACAGCACCAGAUGA